Sitophilus oryzae (rice weevil) is the source of this 4812-nucleotide messenger RNA. RefSeq names its product hemicentin-2-like. The transcript is spliced from 5 exons. Lineage: Eukaryota; Metazoa; Arthropoda; Insecta; Coleoptera; Curculionidae. The record is from RefSeq and is a predicted model, not a curated record. Gene Ontology annotation, cellular component: neuron projection membrane. Gene Ontology annotation, biological process: synapse organization. The coding region runs from base 504 to 1415 and encodes 303 amino acids.
UGUCGGCAUAUGCGCCCGUUUUCCGUCUGAAUCCCGCAAGAUUUUCGCGCGCUUAGGUCAUGUGACUUGUUUCGAACAUUCAAAUCUUUCAGUGACAGUAGCCGUACGUGAACCAUUUCCAUUUGGAUAAAUCUGAUUCGGUCGCAGGUAGAUAGGACAUUGUUCCUAGCGAUUAUUUAACACCAAAACACGGUUUAAAAGUUUUCAGAGGGAAUUUAUAAUGAAUUAGAACACUUUGUUGUGGGGUGAUAUUACUAGGCUACGUAGAGAAGACCUUCGCAUAGUUUUAGCGAUUUUUAUUUUACUGUUCUUCUCUAUUUGCAGAAAAAGCUCGUGGUAUUACAAGGAUAAUAUAGUAAAUGCCCUUGGUACCCAAGCAAUUUCUGAGCUAAAUUCUUAUAAUAUGAAAGACAUAUACUGGCAAGACGGUGUAAUUUACUCUGUGCGUGAUUAUUGAGUGAAGUGCAGUGUUAUCUCGUUGAAACAAUAUUAAGGAUUGAAAAAUGACCAAAGCGAAUGGCAAGAUGUCGUCAGGGUUUUUCCUCUUCUCGCCGUGGAUGUUGCUACUUCUAGAACUAAGCACAGUGUUUUCUGGAAGUGAGGCGGCCCACGCAGUCAAACGAUUCACAGGGUUAUACACAGGGCCGUACUUUGACCCUACAACAACGACAAACAUCACAACGCAACUGGGCACCCACGCUUAUUUGCCCUGCAAAGUGAAGCAGCUGGGCAACAAAUCUGUCUCGUGGAUCCGAAAACGUGACGCCCACAUCCUCACUGUAGAUAGAUACACCUUCAUCGCUGACGAUCGAUUUCAAGCUUUUUUGGUCGAAUCCACGGACACAUGGACCCUCCAAGUCAAGUACGUCCAAGCCAGAGACGCUGGACAGUACGAGUGCCAAGUCAGCACCGAGCCAAAAAUGAGCCAUUUCAUCACAUUAAACGUUGUUGUGCCCAAAAUCGAAAUUUUAGGAGAAUCAGACAUGUUCGUAAAAAUGGGCAGCACGGUCCAACUGAAAUGUGUCAUAACGCAAAGCCUAGAAGAACCAGCCUACAUAUUUUGGUACCACGAUGGAGAUCGUGUACUGAAGUACGACAAAAACGCCAUCGAUAUUCGACUAGAUAGAGAAGGUACUGAUACCACCGUCAGUACUUUGAUCAUAUUCCACACCAGUUCCGAAGACUCUGGAAACUACACGUGUAGCCCAUCGAAUUUAGAUUCUGCUUCUGUACUUCUUCACGUUCUAAAUGGUGAACAUCCGGCAGCAAUGCAACGCGGCAAAAAUUCAGCAUCGCCCAUACCUGGAUGGUCCCAUUUAUCAAUUGGUUUGGGAUUAGCAGCUUGCACACCUCCCAGGUUUGCCAUUACUGUUGCUCUCACGCUGGCCAUAAUCAGUGAGGUAUUAGCAUGUUAAAUUUGGUUUUGCCGUUAACGGAAAUUUCCAAAUAUUACUUCGAAAAGAAUUCUCACUGUAUUUGAAUUGAUUUGCUCAAACGAUAUUUUGAUGCUUUAAUACUUUUUCUAGUUAUUUUUAACCAAUAAAUGUCAAUUUAAAUGCAGUCAGAAUAUUAGGGAAGUAAUUGACUAAUUUAAGGGUUGUUUUCUAUUGCGACACAAAGGGCUCAAAGUAAUACAUUUUUAUUUUGUCACUAAACUGUUGAUUUGCAUUGAAGAAAUAAUGUUUGAUCAAAUAAAAACGACGACAGAGCAGGCAUAGAAAAAAUAUUUUAAUUUAAUUACAUUUAAUGAACUUCAACGACAGACAUAUGAAAAUUGAAAUGUAAUUUCAAUGCCAACUGUGAUGUGGUUUUCAUCCGAUAAUACGAUACGUUAAUAUUUUAAAUACCUAAUUUAAUAAUUAUAAAUAGGUGCUAGUUAGGGGGUUUAUAAAAAAACUUACUUGUAAAUAUUAGGAUAAGAUUCAGAUAUCGUCGUAAUGAUUUGUCAAAUUCAAAUUUGCUCCCUUUGUGUUACUUUUACGUUGACGUCAAAAGCUGUUUUAUUUCUAAAAUAGAUUUUAUAAAACAAAUAAUGAAUUUGUAACUGAUAGGUAUUUAAAAAGACAGAACAGUUUAGAACUGGACAAAAUUUCAAUCAAAAUGCAAGGGUAAACGAAAUGUACAUCUUUUUUAAAUUUGCAGAGGAAAAAAAUGAAGGCGCAACAGAAUGGAACGAAUGAAUACAAACUUCAUUAGUCGCAGUGAAUUUGUAACGCAAAUUACUUCUAAAGCAUACUUUUAUGAUACAAAUAAAGCAGCGCUCACUUGCAUAUCGCAAAAGCGGCGCCAUUUCAGAUAUUUUAACGUUGCAUCUGGCAGCGUUUGGAAUAUUAAAUGUUUUGUAUUAUACAUUCACUGAAUAGAUGAUAAACCAAUAUGCUAAAGUUCUAUAUGCAUGCAAACGCAUGCAAGAUACGUUCAGUUUAUUCAUAUACUCAACUGCCUCAUUAUAAAUUUCCAAUAUUGUUGAGGUUAUUUAUUUUAGACAUUUAUCAUUUAAUUAUGUUAUCGUCCCAUCACUCCACAGAACCGACAUAAUAGAUGAAUGUAUUUAUAAACAGACAAUUGAAAAACUACGGAUUAAUAAUUUUAUGGAUAUACGAAUUUUAAUUAAUUAUAUUAACACGUAACUAUUUUCAGUCACGUUAAAUGUGCUAAAAACGCGGUAUAGUAUUACUGGUAAAUUAUCUUCAAGGACUGGUAAAUUCGAUAUUCAUUAAAAAAGAAAUAUACACUAGGCUAGAAGCAAGAAGCCAAAUUUGCCAGAAUUCAGAAAAGAUUAGAGGCUGAAUUAGGCUUAAAGAUUAGAGGCUUAAUUAAUUUCGAACUUUUAUUACGACUGCAACAGUUUUAUUACAAUUAUUCUAUAAUGCUCUUAAAAUAUUCAUAAUUAUUGUUAUUACUGUUUUCAAAAAAUCCCGUAAAAAUAUAUUAUUUAUGAUUAAAUUGCACAAAAAAAUGGUAUAAUUUUUAAUCGCAGCAUUGCAAUCAAUAAAAGUUGCAGUUAGUUGCAAACCGAUUUUGCUUUAAAAUGAAGCUAACAAAUCAGGGUACAACUUUAACUAAUGGAAAUGACUGAGACUCUAAUUCGUUUGUUCAGAAGAUGCCGACAAUGGCGACCACAAAGACAGUGCCAAAAUUAAGUGUUCCAAUGACUUCGGAAAAACUAUAUCUAGUUCAACGCAUCUCAAAAUUCAAAAUAAAAAAAUCAUUUAUAUUAACUCUUCUUAUUUCUUUUAUAAAAGCUAUUUAAUUUUUUAUUAUUAUAUCUUAUAAUAAAAAUCGUCUAGCCUAAAGAUUAAGAAUUUCCUCACAAAGUUUAUUUACAAAAAUGAUUUCUAAUAUAACAUAUAAUUUUUAAUAAGUUUAGUGUGUGUAGACUAUAGGUUUCAUAAACAAACAAUGAAAAUGGAAAUCAUUAUACUUAUAUCUCUUCUUAUUUCUUUUAUAAAAUUUGUUUAAAUUUUAGUCGAAUUUGUAUAAAGAAAAUAUUAACAUCGAACAGUAAUUGAAAACAAUUCGGUUUAGCAAUUCAAAAAUCAAAUAAAACGAGAGAAAACCAUUAUAAAAUAAUAUCCAAACAGGCAUUCUGGUAUCGUUUACAAACAGGGUUAAAAAGCCAGAUCGCUGUAUCCUAAGACGUUCAUUCCAUUUUCUGAUAAUGUUAAUCGUAAAUCAAUAAAAUGAAAUAUUAACUUAUAAUGGGUUUAAUGUAGACCCUUUUUUAUCACGAUGUUAGAUAACCAUAAAGAUUUCUUCCAUUCCUGUAGGAGGGUCAAGUGAUGUAAAAAUGAGACAUGCCAUAUUUAGGGAAAAAAUGAGACAUUCAAAUUAAACUACUAAAAACUUAACAAAAUAUUCAGCCAGUUUUCUUGUUAGGAACAUUUAACAAUAAUUGUUAGCAGAUCAUCCCCAUAAUUUGUUUAAUUUUUGUGUUUUCUUUUCUGCAUAGUGACUUCUUUAGGUUUACUUUUGCAAUAGUUUCGUUACCUCCAUAUGCCUUUUAUAAUAAAAAAAAACUUUAGUAUUUAAACGGUGGUAACUAUGAAAAAAACCAUUUUUGAAAAAUGUCUCCAUUUUUACACCACUAGACCCUAUCCCUUUUAUCCAUAAGUAAUUUCAGAAAGAAGUGGUAUUUAUGUAAUUAAAUGAUGACCAAUCAGCCAGUAAGAUAACUCAAUUACAUGAUAACAAAAUAAUUCUUAGUAUAAUUAGUAAGUCUAGACAGGAGAUUUGAUGUUGCUGUAUUCAAUGCUCUGUUCCAAAUCAAAAGUCAGGUCUAUUAUAUAAUGAAUGGAUCAAUAUCUAAUUUUGUGUGCCUAUUUAAUGGAGUAAAAAAAUAAAUUAGCUUCUAAAUACAAGACACUUUUUAUGUUUUCUUGGCUUCUUCGAAAAAAUUAAUAAGGUCUUAGCGAUUUUUAAAAAUUAAGAUUUUUUAUUUAUUUAAUAGCAUAUUUAUUAAACUCUGUAAAAAAUGUAAAAGGUAAUCUGAUAAAAACGGCGUCAUAUAUAAACAUUGUUGUUCUGUUAAACGUCAAAACUUCAGAGAUAGGCACGGUAAAGCUCGAACUAAAAUAAUAUUUCCAAGCCUACUGCGACGUUGCUUUUUAGUUAAACAACAUAAAAAUUGCAGAUCUAAAAGAAUAAAAAAACUAUAAAACGUGCAUAGCUUUUUUCUAUAAUCUAUAGAUGUGGAGGGUGUUUGAGAUAUUUAAUUUCCUUUAGCUGUGUUGUUUCACCUAUUAAAUGAUAGAUAAGCUAAGACCUAAGUCAAUUAUUUUAGGACCGGGGAAGCCUCACUUUGAUUGCUAA